UGCUGCUUUUCGAGGCCGGCCUUUAUCACAUCCCUCUCCCGCUGUUGAGCUUCAACUGUAUGCAUACUACAUUAUUUGCCCCCUACUUUAUAACUUCCCUAGGCUAGACGAGGUUAGCCGGUUAUCCUUGGGCCCGAGAAAGAGCUAGUUUCGUGUCUGCUCGGCUGACUACAGCCGACCUCAAGGGUGACUCAAGGCAUUGGGGCUCCCGAGGAAGAGCACGAUAUACCGCCCGUGUGUUCCCCGCAAAACCGGCCACCUCGCCCUGGGUCUCCAGUCGGCCUGAGGGCGGGAAGCCCCGGCUUUCCUCGUUUGUCUCUCCCCCUCAGGCCAUGCAGCCUAGUGGGCAGCCAGCAGAGGGCAGAGGCCCUUCUUUUGCGGCGCUUCCCUUCCCGGCCGCUCUGCCCCCCGCCGCUUCCUCAGCCGCUCCGCUUCCACGCACAACAUCCGUCGUGGCGAGCGGGCUCGCAGCCGGAGGCCGAGCGAGCGAGCGGUCCCCCGGCGCCAAGAUGCCGCUGGGCCUGAAGCCGACGUGCAGCGUGUGCCGCACCACCUCCUCGUCCAUGUGGAAGAAAGGCGGCCAGGGCGAGAUCCUUUGCAACAACUGCACGGGCCGCCCGGGGCCUCCCGGGUCCGCCGGAGCCGCCUACGCCACCACCUCGGCGGCUGCGCAGCACAGCAACGGCGGCAGCGGCGGAGGGAGCGGCGGCGGGAAGCAGAGUAAGCAAGAGAUUCACAGAAGAUCUGCUCGAUUAAGAAACACAAAAUACAAGUCUGCUCCAGCUGCUGAAAAGAAAGUUUCCACUAAAGGAAAAGGGAGAAGGCAUAUUUUUAAGUUGAAAAAUCCCAUCAAAGCUCCAGAGUCUGUAGCUACCAUUAUUACAGCAGAAUCUAUCUUCCAUAAGGGAGUUUACUAUCAGAUUGGAGAUGUUGUUUCAGUGAUUGAUGAGCAGGAUGGUAAAACAUACUAUGCUCAGAUUAGAGGGUUUAUUCAAGACCAAUACUGCGAAAGUGCAGCUUUAACAUGGCUCAUUCCUACUGCAGCUAGCCCCAAAGACUGUUUUGACCCUGCAACUUACAUAAUAGGGCCAGAAGAAGAUCUUCCAAGAAAAAUUGAGUACUUAGAGUUUGUUUGUCAUGCGCCUUCAGAAUAUUUCAAAUCUCAGUCCUCUCCUUUCCCUACCAUUCCUACUAGACCAGAAAAAGGUUAUAUCUGGACUCACGUUGGACCUACCCCAGCAAUUUCUAUCAAGGAAACUGUUGCCAGCAGCUUGUAGUGUGUCUUGCUCUUGAGAGACUCCUUUUUAUGUAUAUUAAUUUUCACAAAUGUUUAUGUUUUAGUAUAUCCAGCUAGGCCUAUGAGUGACUUUUAUUUAUUAUUUAAAUUUGGGUGCCUUUUUCAAAAUCAAAAUUUCUUCACGUUAUUUGAAACUUGUUUUUCUUCUCCUCUGUCAAAAGUAACUUCUCACAUGCUUGUUGAGUCUAGUGAGAAGCUGUACAUUUUGUAUUUGUUAGUGUUGCUUUAUACAAAAAUAGUU
Molecule: messenger RNA, 1538 nt
Organism: Podarcis muralis (Common wall lizard)
Lineage: Eukaryota; Metazoa; Chordata; Lepidosauria; Squamata; Lacertidae
Gene: GATAD1
Product: GATA zinc finger domain containing 1
Biological process (GO): chromatin organization; regulation of DNA-templated transcription
Cellular component (GO): nucleus
Molecular function (GO): zinc ion binding; sequence-specific DNA binding
Source: RefSeq, a predicted model, not a curated record